Molecule: messenger RNA, 1458 nt
Organism: Exophiala mesophila
Lineage: Eukaryota; Fungi; Ascomycota; Eurotiomycetes; Chaetothyriales; Herpotrichiellaceae
Exons: 1
Coding region: 1-1458 (485 amino acids)
Biological process (GO): tRNA N1-guanine methylation; mitochondrial tRNA methylation
Cellular component (GO): cytoplasm; mitochondrial matrix
Source: RefSeq, a predicted model, not a curated record
AUGACUUCCCCAGAAACCCCAUCCGUCUUUCGACCUCCUGUGAAUCGGUCCAUGAAAGUUCUGGACCGGUCAUUCUUCCAAAAAGUCAUUCCCCUGUCUGCUGCAAGUGUAUCCAAUGUCAAAUUACUAGGCCAGAUACGAAAAGACCUGGAACGUUCAGGGGAGCUCCUGAGACUCGCUAUGAUCAAGCCUUUAAUGGACGAUGACUCCAAUCCCGGUGCUAAAUGCUUCUUACUCAGCUUGGGAAUCAAGACCGACGACCCAUCUACUUGGUCACCUACUCUAACACAACUGAUCGAAUCUGAAGCUGCUCGAUUACGACCUUACGACUUGAAACUCACAUAUGAUGACUGGACGAUGCAUGAUAUUCUCGAAGCCACUCUUCCCGAAUUACCAGAAGACGAGAAAGAAACUCCCGGUGGAUUCGCCGCUGUCGGUCACGUCGCCCACAUCAAUUUACGAGACAUAUAUCUCCCAUAUAAACACUUCAUCGGCCAAGUUCUCCUCGACAAAAACCCCAUGAUCACCACCGUCAUCAACAAAACCUACGACGUAGGCACAGAAUCCGUCUUCCGCACAUUCCCCUACGAAGUCCUCGCUGGACCCGACGAUCUCGACGUCACCGUGCAUGAAUCACAAUGCGAAUUCAGAUUCAACUUUGGAAAAGUCUACUGGAACACUCGUCUCGGCACGGAACACGCACGAUUAUGGGAAACCUUCCAUGAAGCCGAAGCCGUAUGCGACGUCAUGGCGGGAGUCGGUCCAUUUGCCAUUCCAUCCGGCAAGAAAAAAGUCUUUGUACGAGCCAACGACCUGAAUCCCUUCUCCUACGCCAGUCUCCAAGAUGCAAUCACAAGAAACAAAGUCGACGACUUUGUCACCGCAUCCUGUCAGGACGGUCGACUCUUCAUUCGCCAAGCCACCGCCGAUCUGGCUUCAUCUCCUCGUUCCGUCUCCAUCGUGCCGAAACUCAAAGUCUCUCGAAAUGCCAGCGAAGCCGAAAAGACCAGGGCGCGAGAAAUGGCUGAUGCAGAUACCAAAAUCUAUCAAGAACCACGCUUAUUCGACCAUUAUGUCAUGAACUUGCCUGCCAGUGCAGUUGAAUUCCUCGAUGCUUUCAGAGGUAUCUAUCACGGUCGUGAGGCCGAAUUCACACCUCAUACACCUGAUAGGAAAUUACCCCUGAUCCACCUCUAUCUAUUUCAAGCCAAGCAUGAGACGGAGAAAGAAGAACAUGAUGAGAUCUGUACCAGGAUAUCAUUUUUUAUUGGGGCUGAAGUUUCUCAAACUGACACGGCUCUGGAUUUGGAGAUCAGAUAUGUUCGCAACGUUGCUCCAAACAAAAAAAUGUACUGCGCGAGCUUUCGCAUUCCCUCCAGUGUGGCCUUUGAUGAGUUACCGCUGCUGGAAUCUUUGGCAAAGUUGAACCUGGAAGAUAAGGAUAAAAGUCAAGGAUGA